AUGGACGCGUUGCGAGGCGCGGUCGCGUCCGCGGUCCACCGCGGGUCCGACGCCGUGGACGCGUUCGCGCGGCAUCGCAAGAUCGACGCCGUGUGCGUGGACGACGCGAAGCCCGCCGCGGUCUACCUCCUCGAGGAGCUCGCGACCGCGACGAGAUCGUGGCCGACGGACGCCCUCGACGACGUCGCCGCGCACGUCGGCAAGCGCAUCGAUCAUUCAUCCCCGCACGUCAAGCUGAAGGCGCUUCGAUGCCUCAAGUACGUGUGUCAGCGCGGGGACGCGCGGUUCCGUCGCGCCGCCGCGAAGCACUGCGCCGCGCGCGUGCGCGCGUGCGUCGCGCACCGCGGGCCGCCGGACGAGCACCGCGGGGACGCGCCGCACGAGGCGGUCAGAGACCAGGCGACGGAGGCGAUCGCCGCCAUGUUUCCGAAAGACGAGGUGCGUUCUAUACACUGGUCCCCAUACGACCCCGUUCGCGUGGUGGACGCCGAUCCUUAA
Molecule: messenger RNA, 498 nt
Organism: Micromonas pusilla CCMP1545
Lineage: Eukaryota; Viridiplantae; Chlorophyta; Mamiellophyceae; Mamiellales; Mamiellaceae
Exons: 2
Coding region: 1-498 (165 amino acids)
Cellular component (GO): trans-Golgi network membrane
Source: RefSeq, a predicted model, not a curated record